GCGCGCGGUCACAUGAUGCGAUGUCAUGUGACUUUCAGUCUCCGACAUGAUGAUAGACGGUUCUGUUUUUGCGGGGGGUAAACUUUGUUGUUGCUGCACGGCACUCUGGUUGCUCACAUUCACAGUUCUGUCGCUGUCGCAAGCUUUGCGUAACGGUGAGGAACUUAGCUUUGCCUCCUACUAUGGGGAUCACAUGGUACUCCAGCAGGCCCCGGAGCAGGCGGUGCUGUGGGGCUACGGGACUGGCGACUCAGUGCUCAUCCUCACCCUCACCGGAGAGCUGAAGAGCCAGAACAAAGCAGCCUAUGUGAAAAACGGAAUCUGGAGGGUUACUCUAGACCCAGUGGAGGCAGGGGGGCCCUAUAACGUGACUGUGGCCCAGGAAGGUAAUUUCAGCGCGCAGGUCACUCUUACAGAUGUCCUCUUUGGUGAUGUGUGGCUGUGCGGGGGCCAGAGCAACAUGGCCUUUACUGUUUCCCAGUUAAUUAAUGCAACAGAAGAGCUGGCCAUGGCUGCGAGAUUCCCUCACGUAAGAAUUUUCAUGGCUGCCUUGGUGCAAAGCAACACGGAGCUGUCAGACCUGUCCGGAGCUGAGGUGCUCUGGUCUGUCCCCACUCCAGAUCUUCUUGGGGGGAGGCCGUUCACACACUUCUCAGCGGUGUGCUGGCUCUUUGGCCGAUACCUGCAGCAGAACCUGAGCUACCCGGUGGGGCUGGUCGAGUCCUGCUGGGGAGGAACGCCGGUGGAGGCCUGGUCCUCGAGGAGGGCACUUCAGAAGUGUGGUCUGGCAGCAGGAGAAGACAGGUUCCCUGUGCCACACACUAAAAUGCCUUCCUUUGGGGGGAGCUGGGAGAACUCGGUGCUGUGGAACGCUAUGAUCCAUCCUCUACUCAACAUGACCAUAAAAGGAGCUAUCUGGUACCAAGGAGAGGAAAACACUAACUACAACCUGCAUCUUUACAACUGCACCUUCCCCGCCAUGAUUGAUGACUGGAGGAUGUCCUUCCACGAGGGAUCAGGGGGUCAGACUGCCAUGGACUUCCCCUUUGGAUUCGUACAGAUCUCCACCUACCAGAAGAACUCUGAGAGCGAAGCAUAUCCUGACCUGCGCUGGCACCAGACAGCUGACUAUGGCUUUGCCCCAAACCCCCGCAUGAAGAAGACCUUCAUGGCAGUCGCCAUGGAUUUGCCUGAUGAGAAUUCACCAUCAGGAAGCAUCCACCCUCGUUACAAGCACGACGUGGCCCUCAGGCUGACACUAGGGGCUCGAGCCAUGGCCUAUGGAGAAAAGAACGUCUCCUUCCAGGGACCCUUCCCUGCCAAGAUCUGGUUGGACCAGGAUCUGAUCAACAUCACCUACAAUCAGCCAGUGUCAGUUUCCCUGUCACAGGAUAUAUUUGAAAUUUGCUACGCUAAGAAGCAGGAGUUCUGCGGUUCACCUUUUGCCUGGGCCUACGCUCCCAUCGUGUACCGGGAGGAAAAAAGCAUCCUCCUAAGCGUCAACUGGACAGACAUGGUGGCAGCCGUGCGCUACGCAUGGAGAGACUGGCCCUGCGGCCUGAAGACCUGUCCAGUCUACAGCGCUGACCACGUUCUGCCUGCGCCACCCUUCAUUGUCUACCGCUGGCCAUAGAAGUGACAGCAGUACAAACCUACACAGGGCAAGAAGCUGCACUCAACAGCCCAAAAGAACCUGCAAGGAAGGUUUGACAGGCCUGCAGCUCUCAAACUGUGCAUAAGGGAUACAGCCAAACCUUAGUUUACAGCACCUUUUGCGCAUAUUGCACAGAAUGAUUUGUUUCCAUUCUAUUACUCAGGACAUUGUGAGCAGUGGUGGUUCCUCUGAAAGCCUCCAGUCUUUCAUACACUGCAUAACAAGUACACACCUCUGUACUCCUCUCUUGUGAAAAUGUAAUUUGAUUUUGUUCUUUACACAUAGGAAAUGUGCAUAAAUUAUUUUUAAUGAAAAAUAUGAAGCGGUGGAAGUGAAUUUGGUAUAAAUUCAAAGUGUGUGAUUUUUAUACUCAAUCACUAUGCAAAUGCAAAAAUAAACUGAUCAUGUGAUGCCA
Scleropages formosus (Asian bonytongue) is the source of this 2069-nucleotide messenger RNA. RefSeq names its product sialic acid acetylesterase (gene siae). Gene Ontology annotation, biological process: carbohydrate metabolic process. NCBI's taxonomy places the organism in Eukaryota, Metazoa, Chordata, Actinopteri, Osteoglossiformes, Osteoglossidae. The record is from RefSeq and is a predicted model, not a curated record. Gene Ontology annotation, molecular function: sialate O-acetylesterase activity. The transcript is spliced from 10 exons. Bases 47 to 1633 code for a protein of 528 amino acids.